Molecule: messenger RNA, 659 nt
Organism: Glossina fuscipes
Lineage: Eukaryota; Metazoa; Arthropoda; Insecta; Diptera; Glossinidae
Product: DNA polymerase epsilon subunit 3-like
Exons: 1
Coding region: 269-634 (121 amino acids)
Biological process (GO): DNA damage response; heterochromatin formation; leading strand elongation
Cellular component (GO): CHRAC; epsilon DNA polymerase complex
Molecular function (GO): protein heterodimerization activity; chromatin DNA binding
Source: RefSeq, a predicted model, not a curated record
ACCCCAAUGAAGUAUGGUAUUUGCUGUUGAGCACUGGGAAAAUUUCGACAAUCUCAGGAAGUGAAGUAAAUUCGUUAAGCUCAGCAACAUUGAAAUUGCGCCGAAAAAAAAAGGAGAAAAGAGGAGCGAAAAAUCCAUUGGGAAAAAGAGCGUAAGCAGCAUUGUAAAAAUGUCAUCAAUUGUGCAGAAAAGUUUUUAUACACUAGAUAUUCCGGAAAGUUAAUAAAGAAAACGGGAAACAUUGUAAAGUAGAUCUGAGACGUGCAAGAUGGUGGAACGCAUCGAGGAUUUGAAUUUACCUAAUGCUGUUAUUGCUCGUCUUAUCAAAGAAGCUCUACCAGAUGGGGCGAACGUGUCAAAAGAAGCUAGAACCACAAUAGCUCGAGCAGCCUCAGUGUUUGUCAUAUUUUUGACGUCAACGUCAACCACGUUGGCGCGAAAACAGAAUCACAAGACCAUUAAUACCGUCAACAUAUUAGAUGCAUUAAAACAGCUCGAAUUUGAAAGUUUCGUUGAACCUCUGACACGAGAAUUGGAAGUAUAUCGUAAAGUGAUAAAAGAUAAAAAGGAGAAAUCGAAGAAAGAAAUAUCGACUAACGCAGACAACAACAACGCAACGAAGGAAACAAAUUAAAGCAUUAUCCAAUCCCCUUGUUAUU